CAUCAGACCAUCCUUCCACUCGAGCCAGAGCUACAGACUCAGGACGUUCUGUCGACGUUUGUCCUGUAUUUCCAGAAUGCGAAGGGCUUUGGGUCGAAGGUUGAUACCGUUGCAGGACAUCUGCUUCUUCUGCGCCUUCCGGACGACCUUUAGUUCUCAAACUCCUGUUGCACCACGGCUAACUGCCUCUCGACGUUCAUAUAAUACCAGCGCUCCGUCACGACGCCCCGCGACCGCUGCGGCCCCGAUCCAAGAAGACGAACCCCCAUCGUCGCCUUCUAGAGAGGUCGAAGGCUGGAGAUGUGGCUGUGGCCAUGUAAAUGCAGUCCGCCGGUCUGAAUGUACCAUAUGCGUUACACCACGCUCAAAGAAUGCCUCUCUUGUCUAUAAGGACAUUAUACCUUCCGCUCCUCCCCGCCACUCACAACCUCCGGCCCCUCCGAACCGGACUGCGCAGACUCGACCCGUGGCGCCACCCUCCUCGUUGGACCGGCGGGAAGGUGUAAACGGACGUCCUGCAAACCCUAGCCACAUCGCACCCACACCAGACAAGACGGGCCCCGAUUCUGCGCAAAGGUCAAGACAUUUUUAUCCCGAGGCAGGUGGUCCUCGCAUUACUUUUCACACUGACAGAAACGACUCCCGGCCCGAUGUACCGCGGUCUCCGAGGAAUGCCAACCGUGAGCAAAGACAAGAUGCAGCCUUGGGCAACAUGGCAAGGUCUCAGGACAGACAGCAAAGGCAAAACUGGAAUUUUCCUGUGCAAGAACAGUCUGAGGGUGUCAGGAUCCGACGAUUCAAUGCUAGAACGGAAAAUUCACCGAAUGGUCAAGCGUCGCCACAGACCAAUCGCAGCGAUUCGUAUGAUCGAGGAAGGUUUAAUUCUUUUUUUGAAAAGGGACUACCAAAGUCCCCUCGAGAUGCAAGAGAACCUCGCGAUGGCCGUCAGCGUUCCGACAACCGAGAUUCCUUCACUCAGAGAUCCAGCCUACAGGAUCUCUUGGGCGGACGACCAGAUGGAAGCUUCCAAGAACACUCACGCAGUCAACCGCGUGGUGCGUCGAGUUUCCAAGAUCGAAGUCAACCGCGUCGUGGAAAUCUGAACAGGAUUGCCUCGUUCGACAGAGGCGGACAACAAGCAACGCAGCAGUUGUCACAAACACCAGGUGAAGCCAGCCCGGAUUUGGAGGAUAUUGUUGACCAGGACGUCAAUAAUGUAAUAUCUGCGGAUAUACUGGAGGAUUCGGGAACGUUCAGCCAUCGCCGACAGAAGAAAGGUGACGCCAAACUUCCGGACAGACGAAGUCGAGUCUAUGAGAUAGAAGAAGACAAUGAAGCAGAAGCGGCAGAUGUCAGCCGUAAGUCUCGAAAAGGGGGUCGAAGGAGAAGAGAGGAAUAUGACGAGGAUGAUGAUGAACGCGCCAUUGCAUCAGGCCACCACUCAAGACGCACUCGGGAGCAUGAGUCUUUCCAAGACAAUGAAUCCGAUCUGGACGACCGAUCGCAGACUCAACAGUCUUCUAACACAUUCUGGGAAAAGCAAGAACCAUCACGGCCCAUAAUUCAUAUUCCCGAGUUCAUCAGUGUGCAGAAGCUGGCACAGAUGCUCGGAGUAAGGCUAAACACCUUUUUGGCUCAAUUAGAGGAGGAAGGGUUUGAAGACGCAAGACAUGACCACGUCCUUGAUGCGGCAACGUCUGCGAUGUUCGCUGACUUCCAUGGGUUCGAACCGGUUAUGUCUGAUCAAAGCGAAAUGAAGGACUUGGUAGCUCGACCACCAUCAGAAGAUCCGACAGUGCUACCGCCUCGGCCACCGAUUGUGACGAUCAUGGGUCAUGUGGAUCACGGCAAGACGACGAUCCUUGAUUAUCUCCGCAAGUCUAGUGUUGUGGCAUCUGAACACGGAGGAAUCACACAACACAUAGGCGCGUUCUCGGUGACAAUGCCCGGAUCGGAAAGAAAUAUAACUUUCUUGGAUACCCCUGGACACGCAGCCUUCUUAGAGAUGCGGCGACGUGGGGCAAAUGUCACUGACAUUGUGGUGCUUGUCGUUGCGGCAGACGACAGCGUAAAGCCGCAAACCAUCGAGGCAAUCAAGCAUGCACGUGAGGCAAACGUCAACAUUAUCGUUGCCAUCAACAAGGUCGACAAAGAGGAAGCGAACGUUGAUCUUGUAAAGCAAGAUCUAGCACGACAUGAGAUUGUGGUUGAAGAUUACGGUGGUGAGUAUCAGUCGAUUGCCGUGAGCGGAAAGACUGGGCAAGGCAUGUCGGAUCUCGAAGACGCCAUCAUUCUACUGGCCGAUGUGAAUGACUAUCGGGCCGACAUUGACGGUCCAGUCGAGGGCUCGGUCAUUGAGAGUAAGGUGACCUCUGCAGGUCGAGUUGCCACAGUAUUGGUCCGGCGAGGCACAUUGAAACCGGGGCAUUGCAUCGUUGCAGGCACUACAUGGGCACGGGUGCGGACUCUCAAGAAUGAUCUUGGAGGGUAUCUCGAGGAAGCGGGGCCGGGCACACCGGUCCAAGUGGAUGGCUGGCGAGGAGACGAUCCUGACGCAGGUCUGGAAGUUCUGCAAGCAGAGACCGAGCAACAAGCCAAAGCAGUGGUUGAACUUCGUCAAGAAAAGGCCGAGACGAUUCGGAAAAUGGCAGAGGUUGCCUCGAUCAACGCAAACCGCACGGAGGAAGCGGAAGCUCGUGCUCAAACGGUGGAAUGGGAGCGCGAGCAAGGAUACUUCGAACGACGGCCGCACCGGCGACCCAAGGACAAUGAAGGGUGGGUUGCAAAUGAUGCCUCUGGGCCCAAGCGUGUACACUUCGUUGUCAAAGCCGAUGUUGCUGGCAGCACGGAAGCGCUGGUAGCGGCAAUCCGUGGAAUUGGUAACCAAGAGGCAGUAGCAAAUAUCAUCCACAGUGGCACAGGACAAGUCAGUGAGUCAGACAUCAAAUUGCUGGCAGCCACUGGGGAAGUGGGAUACGCCAUCUCUUUCAACCAACCAGUGGAUAAUUCGGCUCGCCGGCUCGCCGAAGCGGCUGGCCUUCAGAUCCUUGAGCACAACAUCAUCUACAAGGUUACGGAUGAUGUCAAGGACAAGGUUGCGAACGAACUCCCUCCGCUAAUAACACAAAAAGUGCUUGGGGAGGCCGAGAUCGGCCAGAUCUUCGAGGUUUCAGUGAAGCGCAAGACGAAGAAGAUUGCGGGCUGCCGGAUCAGUAACGGGAUCAUAACUCGGUCAGCAAAGGUUCGAGUCUCUCGGAACGGCGAAGUGGUGUUCAAUGGCAUGCUGGACUCUCUCAAAAACGUCAAGAAGGACGUGACAGAAAUGCGCAAGGGCAGCGAAUGCGGAAUGGCAUUCGAAAACUGGGACGCUUUCGAAGAAGGCGACCAGAUCCAGUCCAUCUCGGAGACCAGAGAGAAGCGGGUCUUGUACUAAUUUAGACAGCGCAUCUAACACAGUCAAGACGUGUCUAGAGCGUGUGGUCAGCAUGGAGGGUGUUUUUGCCACGGGCCCGGCCAGAAUUUCCGGGCGCGUACCGACGAAAUGAUAUGAAACACGGAGGGAGGAGGAUACGAAGUACGUAUCGUGUACACAUAUAGAAUCAGGGGGAUGAAAUAGAAUGCAAGGCUGAGACUCAGCCUUGUGCAGAUACAGUCUCUUUGCUGGUUGUUGGUGGCUGAUGACUGCUUGUGAGUAUUUGAUUGGUCGAUGGCAUGGGCGCAGCAACCAAGAAUCGUUGUCAGCCAAUCAUGUGGUGGUGGCCACCUACUCUUCAACACGUCUUCUUGGACGUCAAUUACUCUUCUCA
Exophiala mesophila is the source of this 3806-nucleotide messenger RNA. RefSeq names its product translation initiation factor IF-2. The record is from RefSeq and is a predicted model, not a curated record. The transcript is spliced from 3 exons. Bases 77 to 3433 code for a protein of 1118 amino acids. Gene Ontology annotation, biological process: translational initiation. Gene Ontology annotation, molecular function: GTPase activity; translation initiation factor activity; GTP binding. NCBI's taxonomy places the organism in Eukaryota, Fungi, Ascomycota, Eurotiomycetes, Chaetothyriales, Herpotrichiellaceae.